UCGCUUCGGAUGAGCACACCAGGUAACGACUGAACGUUGCAAAUACACGCUGGUCAGUGGCUGAUAAACUGUCGGAUUGCGAACAGCUUGUAUUUGAUGCACUGAGACACAACCGGGGCUUCGCUAUGCUCUCAACCUACCAGCAGAUUUCAAUGAAACGAAAUUCUGCAAUUUAACCACGUUUAUAAUUGUAUUGCUCCAGGACUGUGUUAUUUCGCUUCCCAUCGCGUCGAGUUUCCUCCUCAUCAAUUGAGGGUGAAAAAAUUGCCAUUCCGCCCAUCGGGCCCGCAGGUGAGGCGCACGUUGCAGCUGGUAUCACAACCGGGACCUUCAGGCCGUUGUUUCAGGCAAUCAUGACGGAAUGCUUUUUGUAAUCGGACGAACCAGGAGCCGCGACAAUUAUCAUAUCUAUUUGGAUUUCAUAAAGCUCCUGCGGGGACGAACAAAAUGCCGUCUCUCUCCCUCCGAGUUCUCACGUUGCAGCCAUCAGAGGGGAAAAUAUCUAGACAGACCUGUUAACUCGCUGGAUAAAAUUAAUCAGGGAUACGGCAGAGUACGUAACAUUGCACGCCCACUACCCCCAAGAUAACGGCAGCUUCUCACGCAUCUCUGACGGCCUUUCCCCGGUCAAACACUCUUUGCUUGGCACGCCUGGCCUUUUGAAGUAGCUGAACUUGGACAAUUCGCGGUGCACUUUUUCCGGAAGAUUAAAUCCAAGUUUCCGUGAGAGAUGAAGCUUCGAACAUUGCGGUCUUUCAAUUUUUUUCCUUUCACCCGAUAGGCAACCGGUGCUCACUCAAUAUAGAACAAUCGUGCUGACGCACGACAGAAGUGCUUUGAUGACAUACUGCCCAUAGUAUAUUAUACCCAAUGCACAAACGGUGGGCCGCGGACUUGAUCAAACGAAUGUUUUGAAAAACGUGAGAAUGUUUUUCUUUUUCUCUCAAACACUCGUUAUGCAUACAGUGCGCUAUAAUUGACGCCGAGGGCGACCACCCAGGUUGAAUCCUAGCACGUCCUGAUUUUUGUGUUGAUAAAAAAGUGUCCAGAAUAUCAGUGGCGUUUUGACGUCACUUUUGUUAUCGAGUAGUGUCUAAAUGUUUGAAUAUAAAACUGUCAAGACGAAGCACUAUCUUCAGCUGGAUAUCUCCGUGUAUACCGUGAACAAUCUUCAAACGGCCGGGGUACUGCGUGUAUUCCAUCAGCCUUUGUUCAUCUCUGACAAGAGAGACUUGCGAGCCAGACAGGCUAAACUUGGACGAUUUGGUGAAAUGGAGGGAGGCAUUGCUUUGGUCUUCAUUCUAUCUCUAGGCGUCGCCCAAGGGAUCGGGACAACUCAGAACAGUUUCACAUCAGUACAGCGAUUUUCUGCGCUUGUAACAGCUCCACAAAAAUGGUCCUGGCCAGUGAAUCAACAUAGAUUUGUUGGAGCAGGACGGUACAAGCACGGACCUAGGAAACACAAGUACAAGUGUGGCAUACACAGUGAGGACCUUCGUACCAGAGAAGUCCACAUAAUACAAGAUGUCCAGCCGUUGGGAUGGCCGCAGUCCCCUCUGGCACAACCAGACGUGCGAUGACCUGUGUGGGUGUGUGGAGGGGAUCAUGCGGGGGAUGCGGACUCCCCAGAUCUGCAUGGAGGUGAUCGGCUAUCCCUGUCACCUUGUCAAGCAGCUGAUCCGGACCACGUCGGUCAAGAGCUGCAGCGUCACCCUGGGCGGGAAGUGGUUCGAGUGCGACAAGGGCACCACGGAGUGUGUGGGAGGGGACUUGGGCGUCUACGAGGAGGAGAACUGUACUUGGUCAGACAGCGGUGCCGCCAACACCGCCUACCUUGGCUGCGAGACAACGGUUGGCAAAAACAGUAGCGUGACAUGCGUCUUGUCACGUGACAGCGAGGUCGUAGGGAACUGUGUGAACAACGCCGAGUGUUUUUACAAGAAAGUUAAAAAGACCGACAUUGUCAAUGAGCGGGUAUCGUGCCCGGAAAAUUGGAAGCCUUUCAAGCGGCACUGCCUCAGCCCACUCAUGAAUCACAAGACGUGGAACGACGCGCAAAACGACUGCAAGAGAAGAUGGGGUGCAUCGCUGCUGAGUCUGGACUCGUUCGGCGAGUACACCCUGGAUGGUUUGAAAAGGCGGUUGUCUCCGGUGCCGGACCAGAAAAUGUGGCUGGGGCUCUUCCGGGACACCGUGAACACCACCUUCCGGUGGGUGGACAAUACGGACAUCACGAAGCCCCAGACCAACUGGCCUUGGGCAGACGACCACCCGGUAUCUGGUCUCAACUAUGUCUACAUGCUCAACAAGACAUUCUACUCGGCCGAGUCCUCUCAGGUCCACCCCUAUUCCUGCAAAAUUAAAGUGUCAAAAAGUUUGAAAUGUCGUCAGCCAAAACCCACUGAAAUGCCUUGGACGACAGCCACAGACGCUUCCUAUUGGACAACUGUCCACCCUCCCACGCUACCACAGCCGAAACAGGAGUCGUCCGUGGAGGCUCUCAUGGAAGAACUGACGCAGGUCCGAGACGAUGUCUCAAACUAUCUGAAGACUUUUACGAACGAUACCACCGCCUUAGAUGCGAUUGACGAGCUCAUCUCUUUUCCGGAGGAUUCUCGGUCAAAUGCAUCAUCUACGAGUACCCAAGAUUCCUCUACCAGGAUCAUAGUGACCCUCGAUUCCGUGGUCGACAGUUUAGCAGAAUCGAUAAAUGGUCCCACCGAACCUCUCGUGAUAUCGACUGCGGAAAUCGUCCUGAAAGUAUUGACUUUGUGUGUGGAGUGUGAAGGUGGGGAAGCUCCUGGAGGGCAGUUGGGGAACCAGAGUUUCUCGUUAUCCGUGCCAGAUUCCGUCAAAACGGCUGGAGCCACACUGGCUUUGUCCACUGCUGGUCUCCUUCACGAGCAGUUACCAUCCAGAGUUGAGGAUGGAGGAGAGAAAACGAGGACCGAGAUUGGAAGUCUCGUCAGCACCAUCUCCCUUCGGAGGUGGGACGGGGAGAGGGUUUCCCUCACCGAAGACGAACCACUCAAGAUCACUUUCUCCAGAUUGGAGAAAAUUCCAGAUUCAAAGCCAAGCUGCAGAUAUUGGAAGGUAUCUGAAGGAAACAAAGGGGUGUGGUCAUCUGAGGGAUGUGUCGUCGCUCAGUUCAACGACACGCACACCACCUGCGACAUCACACAUCUCACCAGCUUUGCUGUCAUCAUGCGAAUAUCGCACGAUAAGGAACCACUGCCAGUAAUACUGGACUACCUUACGUGGGCAGGAUGUGCCUUGUCUAUAACAUGCCUUUCAAUCAUGCUUAUCAUCUUCUUCAGCCAAAGGAUGUACCGGGCAGACAGGAAUAUCAUCCACAUGAACUUGGCUAUAUCUCUCCUCCUGGCUCAGCUUAUAUUCGUCUUUGGCAUUGACAGGACAGAAAAUAAGGGUGUCUGCAAAAGUGUAGGUAUUUGUGUGCAUUUUUUCCUCCUGGCAACGUUCUUCUGGAUGCUGAACGAGGGCAUCUUCCUUCUCUCCAAGACGACUUCAGCCAAGACGAGAUGGCUGAGACUUCCUACUUACUUCACCCUUGGUUGGGUAUUUCCUCUCGUCAUUGUUGGGGUCACCAUGGCAGCGUCCUUUGGUUCUUACGAUACCACUGAGAGAUGUUGGUUGACUGUUCAGAACGGUGGAAUCUGGGCAUUCGUCGCUCCGGCUGCAACAGUCGUCUUGAUCAAUAUUUUAGUUCUGGUGCAAGUCAUUCGUGUAUUUCUCAGCCUGAGAGCGAAUAUGAACAAGAACAAAGUCGAGAGAAUCAGAAUAGCAUUGCGAGCAAUCCUCUUGACAUUACCGCUGCUGGGGUGCACUUGGUUGAUCGGCAUGUUGUCUUUCAAUUCAGCCACACUCAUCUUUGCCUACAUCUUUGUCGUCAUGAAUUCUCUGCAAGGUGUCUUCAUAUUCAUCCUCUAUUGUCUUCUGAAUGACGAGCCACAGAUAAAGAAGGGCCUGCGGAAGCGUCUUGCCCUGCUGCAAAGCCUUUCCGGGCGGACCAGCCACACGCGCGCCAGCCGGGUAACAAGUGGGAGCAAUAAGACGAACCGGCUGAGCAAGUCCAUGCCUCCCGAGCAAGACGCCGCCAGGCUGUAGAUUAAAGUUACUGGUGGUUUGACCAGAGCAGACUUCACUGCAGUGGGUAGAGGUGGGACAGUGAGUUAUCUGUUCGGCACGUUAUGGGCUUGGGACGGGGUGACAUUGGAUGGGGUGCCAGCAGACGCUGUCACUGCGUGCAGUGGAUUAGAGGGUGGGAGUUGAGUGUUUGGUACAAUGAGCUUGGUUGCAGCGGUGGCAGAAGAAUAAUUUAAACCCAUCAAGCAUCAGCCAUUUAAACCCAACCCUGGACCUGCCAAGGGGGGAGGGGCGGCUCCCAGUCGAAAAUCUGCAGGAGGAGGAGUGUAGGCCCUGCCUCCUCCCCCCCCCCCCGCUUACGACGCCAGUGUAGUUGGUUGAAGUUGUAGAAGCAUUUGGUGGGAGAAUUUCACUUUUGAGACUUGUUAGUCUGUUCACGUUGCUACAGACAGAACGUUGCAGUGGCGUAUCCAAGUUCUGGGUCGAGAGUUCCAGGAAGGUUUGUAAGUCUUUUCAUCCGUAAAACUCCCUCUUGCGUCCAAAUGUGCCCGUACCUUUUCUGAAUUGUCGACACUUUCAGUACCUUAAAACCUGCAAUAUGUCCCAAGGGAGCUGGUACCCCCCCCCCGGUGGGUACGCCACUGCGUUGGUUGGUAAGUGGAAGUGUAAUUAUUUGGGUACAUGUACAUGCUGAUGUACCAGCUCAUAAUUUGGAUCAUUGAGGAAUACUUACUUAGUCUUGAGGAUAUGUGGAAAUGGAGGACGAACCAGGUUGAUAGGCCUACACUGACAAAUGCUGUUAUACCCGGCAAGAUAUGCGACGGAGCGGUACCCUUUUACAUGUCCAAACCCUAUAGACACUCUUGAUCAUUGUUACCUAACACCCCCCCCGUCUCAAAAGAAUUCAUAAGAUUCCAAUAUAACAAUGACUAAUGGGGGGGGGGUUCUUCUCCGCCCUAUUAUAUUGCUUUAAAUGUAUAAGAGUGGUUGGAGACUUGGAAUGAUGUCCGUGCCAGGAGCAGAGGAUUCUGUCUGAGUAAUUCAAUCCAAGUAUAUUCAUAUUCAAGGUAUGAGACGGAGAGAACCCCCCUGCUUUGUGUUGGUCAUUGUCUCGCAGGAAUCUGGGGAAUUCCUU
Molecule: messenger RNA, 5239 nt
Organism: Acanthaster planci (crown-of-thorns starfish)
Lineage: Eukaryota; Metazoa; Echinodermata; Asteroidea; Valvatida; Acanthasteridae
Product: adhesion G protein-coupled receptor L2-like
Biological process (GO): cell surface receptor signaling pathway; adenylate cyclase-activating G protein-coupled receptor signaling pathway
Cellular component (GO): plasma membrane
Molecular function (GO): G protein-coupled receptor activity
Source: RefSeq, a predicted model, not a curated record